AUGUCUCCUCCGUCUUCUACUGACGCAAGUAGGGCAGCAAACUCGACGCUACGACAUCCACCACCUGCGUCUUCGUCUCCUCUAUCCAUUCAUGCCACUCCUCCGUCUCCUUGGUCCUCUGAAGCCGCGUCCGUCGCUUCCGACGCCAGCGCGUUUUCUCCUCAUUCGAGUUCCGACGACUCUUCUGACCAUUCCUCAGCUGCGAGGCGCGUCAAACACUCCCAUUUCAACCAGCACAAUCAGCAAGAGAUGCCGAUAAAACGUCGGCGCUUGACGCGAGGAGACGCUCGUGCACGUACUCGACAAGGUGCAGACGACGAGGCAGACGGAGCAGCUGAAAAGCACGCGAGCUUUGCCAAAACUUGCAAGCGGUUGAUCCAGAAGAGGUGUAGCAGCAAUAGCUACAAGGAGGAGGAAGAAAAUGGGGAUACGAGGAAGACCAUGAUGGUGACGACCACGACGCGGCGAGGUGACCGGAACGCGGCAGCGACGACGUGGGCAGACGACGGCAGUUGGGAUCUGUACCGACGUCGGCUGCAUGAGAUGCGGCGCGAAUUGCAAGAAUCGGUGACUCAAGGUAGAAAAACGUUUUAUAAUAAUCCAGAGCCACUUGUCGACUCUGUGGACACAGAAGGAGGAGGACUAAACAAGGACGUGAAAGGUCAGCGAGAGGACGACGAAGAUGAGAAGAAGGUGGAGGCUGGACCGACGUAUUAUUCGCCAUGGGACGUUACUGAGACGGCGUCAGGGCUUCUGGUACCAAGUUACGUGCUGGCGCAGCUGCUCCCGCACCAACGCGAGUGUCUCGAGUGGCUGCACAAAUUGCACGAACGAGGAGUUGGCGGGAUCGUGGGGGAUGAUAUGGGACUCGGGAAAACCGUGCAGCUAGCGUCAUUUGUGGGAUCGUUGCAUCGUGCCCGAAGGCUACGGACAGUAUUGCUGUUGUGUCCAGCCUCAGUGUUGCUGCAGUGGGUUCGGGAGUUGCACAAAUGGACGCCUUGGAUGCGUGUCGUGCUGCUUCACGCAUCAGGGACAGGUGUCAAUACGUCAUUUUCGAGUGAGUGUUACGAGCGGCUGAUCGAAGAAACGUUUUGCUAUAAAAAUGGCGAGUCGGAUGGUGAAGUGGACGAAAUGGGAGAGCAUGCACCAACAGGCGGUGGUGUGGUCAUUAGCACGUACGAAAAUGUGCGACAGUAUCAGAGCUUGUUUCUUACGCGCGAAUGGGAUUAUGUCGUGCUGGACGAAGGACACCGUAUUCGCAAUCCAGAUGCUGAAACGACGCUUGCUUGCAAACAGUUGCGCACGAUCCAUCGCAUUAUUCUCUCCGGUACACCGAUUCAGAAUCGGCUUCGGGAGCUUUGGUCACUGUUUGACUUCGUCUAUCCCGGACGCUUGGGUACAUUACCAACGUUUGACGACGAGUUUGUGCUGCCUAUUCGAGCGGGAGGAUACGCGACAGCAACUAAGAUGCAGGUGUUGAUGGCGUACAAGUGUGCACUGGCCUUGAAAGACCUCAUUCGGCCGUUUCUACUCCGUCGCACGAAGCAAGAGAUUCUAACUAAUGAUGCUGGCAAUGGAACGUGUGCAUUACUUCCCAAGAAACAAGAGCAGAUAAUAUUUUGCCGGCUUACAGCGCGACAGCGUGCACUGUACAAGCGUUUCCUGGCCUCUUCAGAAGUCGCAAAGGUGUUGCGCCGAGACAUUCGACCGUUUCGAGCCAUAUCUGUGCUGCGACACAUCUGCAACCACCCAGACUUGCUGGCAUCGUUUGGCGACGGAAAACUGGCUGACAAAAGACGGCAAACUUUUGAGGACGAUGACGACGAUGAAUUUGCUAGCAUUGAUGUGUCGUUCAUCGAAACGGAUGGAGACAAAGAAGAAGACGAAAGCGACGAACCGUUUGGUGCUGCAUCGGCUAGCGGAAAAAUGGUUGUUCUACAGAAGGUGUUAUUAAUGUGGAAGGCGCAGGGCCACCGGGUGCUAAUCUUUUCUCAAACGCGCUGUAUGCUGGACAUCUUAGAAAGCUUUAUGGCAAGGCUCAGCCUUACAUACACUCGUCUUGAUGGUACAACGGGUGUGCAAGAGCGACAACAGCGUCUCGACGCUUUCAACGCUUCCGACAGCAAACUAUUUGCGUUCCUAUUGACGACUCGCGCUGGUGGUAUUGGUGUAAACUUAGUCGGCGCCGAUCGUGUUGUAGUGUUCGAUCCUGAUUGGAACCCGUCAACGGACGUCCAAGCUCGCGAACGUGCUUGGCGCAUCGGGCAGCAGAAACCCGUGACUGUGUUCAGACUCGUUACCGCUGGAACGAUUGAAGAGAAGAUCUAUCACCGACAGAUAUUCAAGCAGUAUCUCACUAGCAAGGUGUUGCACGAUGCUAAGCGUAAACGCUGCUUUAAUAAGCACUCGUUGCGAGAACUGUUUGUGCUUGGAGACGAAAAAGAAGAAGAGGAUGGAGUUGCAGAAACAAACGAAAUGUUUGUUGCUGGUAACGUCGUGCGACCUACCGAAGCGGAUGAUGGUAUAGGCGAAGGCGAACAAACAAGUGACGACAAAGUUGACACGGAUGCUGGUGACAACGAAGUCGUGCUGAAACAAUUGUUCGACGGGGGCGACGUCCGCGGCGUGUUUGAUCACUCGGCGGUUGAAUCUGAUGGCGUGCAGAACCAAGAAGCAGAUCUCGUGGAGAUGGAGGCGACAAAGAUUGCUCAAGGAGCGCUAAGUGCACUUCGAGCAUCCGGCGCUCUUGUGCGGCAGCAGCGGGAGACUGUGUAUACACCAACGUGGACAGGUCGAUCAGGUGCUGCUGGUGAUCCAUCUCAACGGCGUCAGCAACCAGCUGUUCGGUCUUGCGGUAAACUACAAGGUCGAGCAGGUCAAGGCCGUGGUCGAGGAGGUCAAGGCCGUGGUCGAGGAGGUCGUGGUAACGGGAUCUCGUCGCACGAGAUGCUUGCAAGGAUCAAACAAAGACGCGAUGGUGUUGCGACUCAGCCGAUGCCAGUCCCACUUCAAUCCCAUUCUGAAGCAUCCGGUACCUCGCAGUCUCCUGGUAGCUCUGCAUCCAUUGGUGCAAGUGAGAUGGCGAAGCGUUUGCACGCUUUUCUUGCUGCGAAUGCGGUGACAGGCGUGACAACUGAACGUCUUUUGGAGGCUUUCGGCAACGUUGUUGGACCAAAGGACAAGCUUGUUUUUCGACAUGUCUUACGUGAUCUGGCCGUGUGUCGUGGUCGUCGAUGGACACUAAAGUCGUCGAACUCGGGUGCUUCCAAGUCGUAG
Messenger RNA from Peronospora matthiolae, 3276 nucleotides. The record is from the annotation of a GenBank genome assembly. NCBI's taxonomy places the organism in Eukaryota, Oomycota, Peronosporomycetes, Peronosporales, Peronosporaceae.